Molecule: messenger RNA, 1365 nt
Organism: Pelodiscus sinensis (Chinese soft-shelled turtle)
Lineage: Eukaryota; Metazoa; Chordata; Testudines; Trionychidae
Source: RefSeq, a predicted model, not a curated record
AUGAGCACACGUAGGCUUGCAGCAGUGGUCCCCCCCCCAUGCCAGGAGAUCCUGCGUGAGGGCGACACGGACCAGGAUGGCGAGCUGGACUUUGAGGAGUUUGCGCGCUACCUGCAGGAGCGAGAGCGCAAGCUGCUGCUCAUGUUCCACAGCCUGGACCGCAACAAUGACGUUUUUGCAUACCUUGUGGAUUUAAGUCUUCCCAAAAUCAGUAAGGUUCUGUGGGUGCUCCUCAAAGGCUCUAAGGAUCAGACUCCUUUGAUCCUCAGCCUGCUGGAGAACAUGGAGGAGGUCGUCCACUACUGGAAGCACUCCAUGGUCCUGGAUAUCGGGGAGUGCCUUACCGUGCCUGACGAAUUCUCCGAGAAGGAGAAGAAGACGGGGAUGUGGUGGAAGCAGCUGCUGGCAGGCGCCAUGGCAGGAGCCGUCUCCAGAACCGGAACCGCCCCCUUGGACCGGCUUAAAGUUUUCAUGCAGGUAAAUAAAAAAAAAUAGGCCCCCGAAUUCUGUGGCUAUUGGGAAGCGGGCCUUCUGCAUCUGGGCAGCCUGGCUGUGCAGUGGCGUGGGGCGGGGACUGCAAACUGGAAAAUGCCUUCUGGGCACAGGCGAUUGAUCUAUUGUUUCUCAUCCCAGAUCAAGCGUGGGAUCCGCGGCCAGCAGGAGACGCUGCGGGUGCAGGAGAGAUUUGUGGCCGGCUCGCUGGCCGGCGCCACCGCUCAGACAAUCAUUUACCCCAUGGAGGUGCUGAAGACCCGGCUGACCCUGCGGAAGACGGGCCAGUAUGCAGGGAUGGCGGACUGCGCAAAGAAGAUCCUACGGAAGGAGGGACUCCGGGCCUUUUACAAGGGUUACCUGCCCAACGUGCUGGGCAUCAUCCCCUACGCCGGCAUCGACCUGGCUAUCUACGAGACGCUGAAGAACAUGUGGCUUCAGAAAUACAGCUCGCACACCGCCGACCCAGGCAUCCUGGUGCUCCUGGCCUGCGGCACAGUGUCCAGCACCUGCGGGCAGAUCGCCAGCUACCCCCUGGCCUUGGUGAGGACCCGGAUGCAAGCCCAAGCCUCCAUAGAGGGUGCCCCCCAGCCCACCAUGCUGGGGCUCUUCAGGCAUAUCCUGUCACGGGAAGGGGUGCUGGGCCUGUACCGGGGCAUCGCCCCCAACUUCAUGAAGGUGAUCCCGGCCGUCAGCAUCAGCUACGUGGUCUACGCGACACUGGAUCCCACCGGGGAAACCCUCCAAUCACGGCCAUCUAGCCCCCGCCUCCAGCCUCGGACGCAGACGUUCUUCCACAUCAAACCUUGGCCGGCCGGCCCCUCUCCCGGCCUGCUGACGCCAGCUCUGAGCCAAGGCCAGGCGCGGGAUUGA